AUGACUCUCCCUUUACUGAGUGGUUUCAAACACAACCACGACACUGCUGCUGUUCUGAUCGACCUUGAAGGUGCCUUCGACAACGUAUGGAGAGAAGCAGUCCUCUAUAAACUGGCCAAAGCCGGUAUCUCUGGGAGACUGUUGUUGUCUAUCUCCAGUUUUUUCAGAGACAGAUACUGCAGAUGCCUUGUUAACACUGUCAGAACAGAUUGGCAAGAGACAAGUGUAGGAGUUCCUCAGGGUUCGGUCAUUGCUCCGAUCCUUUUCAUCAUUGCAAUCAAUGAUGUUUCUCCACAUCUAGGCAAUCACAUCAAGUAUGCUGAUGAUAUCACCCUAUGGGAGACAAGCAACUGCCUGCAUACUGCGGUUGCGAAUCUGGAAGUCAAGUUGCAACAGCUAGAAAAGUGGUGCAAUACCUGGCGUUUCUCGGUCAACACCUCAAAGACUAAUGUCAUGUGCUUCAGUAAAAGAGGUCACAAGGACAUUGCAGUACACAUGGGCAGCCAUCGCCUCACCCAAGUAAAUGAGUGCAGAUGUCUAGGUGUCAUCUUGGACGAGAAUCUGCGUUUCAGUAGUCAAGUUGAAACAGCAGCUUCAAAAGCCAUGAGAGCACUUUGCAAGAUCUCUGCCUUAACAUCACACACUGCUGGUGCCAGCAUGGAACUCAUGCUUCUAUUGUACUCGGCAUGUAUUCGACCGCACCUGGAGUUUGCCUACCCUGUAUGGUGUACAGUCAGGUCCAUCUCGGCGCUGGAAAGAGUUCAAAAUCUUGCGCUUCGAAUGGCCACAGGGACCUUUGUUCACUGCUCUUCUGAUGCUGUGGAAGUAAUGUCUCACACUCUUCCUCUUGACAUAAGACUACGUGAAAUACUUGCGAGAACCUUGUGCCAGUACAUUCUUAGUAAGGAAGAAACAGAUAACUUCAGGGUAUUAGUCCAAAGUCUCUUGGGUGAUCCAGCAUUCUCACGUGGACCCAGAAGCACCCCUCUCUGCUUGAUGACCAGGGCCCUUAAAGAUCUGAAUGUCAGCCUACAGGUAAACGAUCCUGGCUCCCAACCUAUCGAAGAUAUGUCUGACAUCCUCUCGUGCAGAAUGGAAGAGGAUCGCAUUGAGUGGAGAAACCUUGGAAAUAGUAGAGACAGAAGUAGUGAGCAGAAGGACCAGGCUCUGAAGUUGGCGACUGAUUUCAUUCUAAGUCUCAAUACCGAUACUAUCAUCUUCACAGAUGGGUCUGCAUUGUCGAACCCAGGUCCUUGCGGAGCAGGCAUUGUCAUCUACUGGACAGGACUGAACUGCAUACCAACCUGCAUCGGCAAGCCUGUUGCUAGAAAUUCGAGUAGCUUUCAUGCUGAAAUGGUCGCCAUAGAAACAGCUGUGGAACAUGUCACCCUGAAGAAACCAGCCCUAGUCGAUCAGGUAGUGCACAUUCUCACUGACUGUCAAAGUGCUGUCAUGGCCAUGACCAGUUCUCUCCACUCUUCAUCGUUCCCAGAGGUUGUGUCUCGCACUAAUAAAAACAUCACUCUUCUAAGAAGUAGAGGCACUACUGUCACCAUCACAUGGAUCGCUGGGCAUGCAAAUAUCAUGGGAAAUGAACUUGCUGACCAACUAGCCAAGGAUGCUGCUUUGGAAGCUGCAAGCUCAUCAUCAUUAGCUUCUGCAAUUACUCUGCACAAGGAAAGUGCCAAGACUAUGCGUAAGAACACUGAGAAGCUCUGGCAACGACGAUGGGACAGAUCUACAAAAGGAAGAUGGACAUACCAACUCCAGCCCACAGUUGCCAGGAAGAGUGCACACAGCUCUCUUCCAAGAUCCACAGAAGUGAAGCUGAUGAGGAUGCUCACAGGACAUACCAAACUCAAUGACAAUAUGCACAGAAUUUUCCCUCACAACCACCCUUCACCUAACUGCAGUUGCAACAGAGACAGGGAAACUAUAGAGCAUGUCCUUCUCCACUGUUCACUCUAUGAGUCCAGUAGACUGAAGAUGAUACAGACCAUAGAGAUAGGAUACAGCAAAACUAACACUCCAUACCAUCUCAGAGAGAUCUCGGUGGUCACCCUCCUGGGCUUCAACCCUGCAAUGACCAAGCAAAUGCAAUCUAUUAUUAGAGCAUCGGUGGUAGCAUUUGUCUCAUCCACCAGUGCUAACAUCUAG
This is a messenger RNA of Lytechinus pictus (painted urchin), 2157 nucleotides long. RefSeq lists its product as uncharacterized. NCBI's taxonomy places the organism in Eukaryota, Metazoa, Echinodermata, Echinoidea, Temnopleuroida, Toxopneustidae. The transcript has a single exon. Gene Ontology annotation, molecular function: nucleic acid binding; RNA-DNA hybrid ribonuclease activity. The coding region runs from base 1 to 2157 and encodes 718 amino acids. The record is from RefSeq and is a predicted model, not a curated record.